AUGAGGACUCCGUCUGACCAGCGAGACAAAGCAAAAUGGUGUGAAUUCCACAAUGACCACGGUCACCGAACGGAUGAGUGCAUUGCCUUAAAACUCGAAGUAUCCAACCUAUUAAAACGUGGUCACCUGACUGACUUACUUACAGACAAAGGCAAAAGAACAUUCCAGCAGGAGGCAGACAGGUCAGUCGUCCGAAGAGAAGUAACCCCGCCGAAGCCACCUACUCAUGAACAGACGGUGAACGUAAUAACUGGUGGCUCUGAGGUAAGCGGAAUCACCCAUUCAGCAGCCAAAAGACAUGCCAGACAGACCAACUGGAUCAAAGGAGAGUCCAGUGAGACAGAGAAGAAUACCAUCAACCUACCAGCCCAAACCAUCAGUUUCUCAACAACAGAGUUAACCAGACUCCUCAACCCACAUCAUGAUGCUCUUGUCAUUGCACUUUACAUUGCUAAUUGUCUUACUAAACGUAUACUUAUUGAUAAUGGUAGUUCAGCUAACAUUUUAUUUUUAAGUGCUCUCAGGGAAAUGGGGAUAGAUGAAUCAAAGAUUAUAAAGAAGACUACAAUCCUCAUCAGUUUCAGUGGAGAACAAAAGAACACACUAGGAGAGAUCGAGCUACCUGUCUAUGCCGAAGGAGUCAAUCUAUGCACAAGAUUCCUGGUAGUAGACUCUCCGUCUGCUUACAACGUGAUAUUGGGUCGACCAUGGAUACAUGAAAUGGAGGCAGUCCCUUCAACAUACCACCAAGUCCUAAGGUUCCCAACUAAGUGGGGAGUAAAAGAAAUUAAAGGCCAACAGAAAGAUUCGAGAGCAUGUUACCAGACUACCAUGAAGGCCAAACCCGCUCAGUUAUAG
Molecule: messenger RNA, 858 nt
Organism: Humulus lupulus (European hop)
Lineage: Eukaryota; Viridiplantae; Streptophyta; Magnoliopsida; Rosales; Cannabaceae
Exons: 1
Coding region: 1-858 (285 amino acids)
Source: RefSeq, a predicted model, not a curated record